Molecule: messenger RNA, 4962 nt
Organism: Tetrahymena thermophila SB210
Lineage: Eukaryota; Ciliophora; Oligohymenophorea; Hymenostomatida; Tetrahymenidae
Product: kinase domain protein
Exons: 37
Biological process (GO): nucleocytoplasmic transport; activation of GTPase activity; protein phosphorylation
Cellular component (GO): nucleus; perinuclear region of cytoplasm; cytosol
Molecular function (GO): ATP binding; protein kinase activity; small GTPase binding
Source: RefSeq, a predicted model, not a curated record
AUGGCCUUUUUCUCAAAUAAGCUGCCUUAUUAAAUUAUUUAAUAUAUUAGAUAAUCCAAAAAUAAAUAAGAAAGUGAUCGCUCUAACUAAAAAACCAUUCGAAUGAGUUUUUAAGGAAUUAAUGCUUAAAAAAUUAUGUCCUAAUGCUAAUAAAAUAAGCUAAAAAAUGCUAGGAUCCUUCAGAAAAAAAAUUAUUUAGAAAAAUAAAGGUAAAAGCUAAAAGAAUUUUUGAAUGCAAAAUAAACUAAAUUGCUUGGAGGAAGUGAUAAAUAAGAAUAUUAUGAAGAAAUACAAAGCGAUGAAGAAUAAGACAAUUAAAGAGAUUUAACUUUAUAAAAAAGGAAUUUAAAAAAAAAUUUUUUAGAUAAAUCUAUUCAAAAAAAUUAACUCAAUUCUGUAAUAUUGUGCAAUUAGAGCAUGAACUCAUAUUAAGAAUAAACUUCAAAAAGUAAUAAUUAAGUCUCAUCUGAUUAGAAAUAUUAAGAAAGUUCUAGUUUUGAGGAAUUGGUACAUAAAUAUAAUGAGUAACCAGAGAUAAAUAUUUAGCUAAUUAAAUUAGCCAACUAGCUAUGCUAAAAGUUUUAAAUUGAACAAUAAAAAAUUGAUUAAAUUUCAACUUAGAUAAAUUAGCCUAAGGAAUAGGAGGAUAAAUAACAAGAAUUUAAAUUUCAAAAAACUAAAAAAGAUAAUAAUGUUAAAAAUUCAUAAGGUAUUUGUGCAGAGAAUUAAAUACAGAGUGAGAGUGAGUUCUAAGAGAAUAUUGAGCUAGAUAAAUUAAUAACAAAAACAGCUAGAAAAAGAAAUUUAAAAAAUGAAGAUUUAAUUUUUUUGUAAUCAGUACUUAAGUUAGGUAAAUAUAUUAAUAGUGGUGGUGAAGCAGAUAUUUUUGUCAAUAUAGAGGAAUAGAUAGCUUUCAGAAUUAUCAAAUUAGACAAGUUUGAUUACCAAAAUUAUUUUUUGAAGGAGUAACUAAAAGAAUUGUAUAAUAUUAAAUAAUUCUAAGAAGAAUAGCAUGUUUUAGAUUUAACUUUUUCCCAUAUUAUCGAAGAUAAGACAAACAACUAAAAAUACAUAGUUCAUAUUAUGUAGAUAUGUCCAACGAGUUUAAAUAAAGAGUUAACAUCUGUAAGCGAGUACAGUUUGAGUUAAGCUUUAAAUGUUAUUUUUACUUCUCUUCACUUUUUAAUAGCACUUAGAUAGAAGUAUAUUUACCACUCAGAUAUUAAGCCCGGAAAUAUACUAAAAAUUGGAGAUUAGUACAAAGUUUCUGAUUUUGGUUCAUCAUAAGUUAUUCAUUUUAGUUAACCUUUUGCCCAACCUCUAGCGUGCACACCUUAUUAUACUCCACGUCGCUUCUAAAAUCUGCCUUUUUAUCACGAUAUUUAUUCGGUAGCUAAGACUAUAGAAAUUGUCUUAAAUAAAAUAAAUGGUCAUUAAGUUGUGAAAGAGAUGUUAUUGUAACAAGUGGAUAAACUUUUAAAAGAUGAUGAAAAUUCAAUUAAAAUUGAUUGCUUUUAAUUGCCAUAAGAAUUUAUUGAUUGUUUAAUUGAUUAGUGUGAUAAAGAAGUAGACGAAUUUUUAUAAACAUACUUAGAAUAAAUAGAAAAACACAUUGAAAUCAAGAAAGAAAAUAAAGUAUUUGAAUAUGAAUCCUAGUUCUAAAUUGACAAGGACAUUUAUAGUAGUAUCAGCAGUUUAAAUAUUGAACUAUAAGACUAAGAAUAAACUUAAUUUUAUGUGAAAAAGUAAUAAAAUGAAACAUCUUUGAUAAUUAAGAUAAAAAAGGACAUUGAAUAAAAUCUUAUAAACAUGCCAUCACUAACAUUUUUAAUGUCAAAUCUAACAAAUUUUAAUUCAUUAACAAUAAAUUUAAGCGAUAGCUUUGAUCAUUCGAAAUAUGCUGAAACUUUAGUAAAUGCAAUAUAAAAUAUUAAAUACUUAACUCUGGAUUUAAGUCAAAAUAAAAUAUGUGAUUAUGGAACACAGAGUAUUGCAAAUAUUUUGAAUAAGUGUCAAAAUAUAUCUAAAUUAAAUCUUAACUUAGAGCAAAACUAAAUAGGCGAUGCAGGAGCUCAGAAUAUAGUCAAAUCUUUAGCUAAAUGUGAAAAUCUUGUAGAAUUAGAUCUUAAUUUAGAUUGGAAUAAUAUUGGUGAAGAAGGAAUUUAUAACAUUGACAAAGCUUUGCAAAUAAAUAAGAACAUUAUUAGAUUAAAUAUAUGCUUAGAGAUGAAUAAUAUAAGUGAUUAAGGAGUUUUUUACAUUUCUUUAGCUAUAGAAAAAUGUUAGAGUAUUACCCAUUUAAACCUAAAUUUAAUAGGCAACAAUAUUGGUGAUUAAGGAGUUCAGAGCAUAGCAAAAGCGAUAUAAUAAUCCUAAAAAAUUACUGAAUUAACUCUUAAAUUGGAUUUAAAUAAAAUAAAUGAUAAAGGAGCUUAGAGUAUUGCAAUUGCUUUAAAAUAAUGCUAAAAUAUUACCAAAUUAAAUCUUGAUUUAUAUUGGAAUCAAAUCGGUCACAAAGGAGCUUAGAGUAUUUUAAAAGCAUUAGAAAAAUGUUAAAAUUUAAGAUAAUUGCAUCUUGAUUUAAGCUCGAAUAACAUUGGAGAUGAAACUGCUUAAGUUUUUACUAAAACUUUUAAAAAGUGUCAAAACAUUACUCAAUUAAGCAUUUAUUUAAUGAACAAUGGUAUCAGCAAUUAAGGAGCUUAAAGUAUCUCAGACGCUUUGAAAUAUAUCUAAAAUGUUACUCAAUUAAAUCUUAGCUUAGCAUACAAUAAAAUUGACCAUAUAGGAGCUUAAAAAAUAGCAAAAGUAUUUGAAAAUUGCUAAAAAAUAUCUCAAUUAUGUCUUGAUCUUAGGAUUAACAAAAUCGGUAAUUAAGGAAUAAAGGAAAUUGCUAAUUCUUUAAACAAAAGUCAAAAUAUAACUAGAUUAGAUCUUAUCAUAGGGUCUAAUUAUAUUACCCAUGAAGGAGCUUCAAUAAUUGCAGAAACUCUAGAAAAAUGUUAAAAUAUUACCUAAUUAAAUCUUGAUUUAGAUUAUAGUGAUAUUGGAUGUGAUGGAGUUUAAGCCAUAGUAAAUGCUUUGACAAGAUGUUAAAAUAUUAGGGAAUUAAAUCUUAAUUUAGAUUGGAAUAAAAUAGAUGAUAAAGGAGUUUAGGAUAUAUCUAAUGCUUUUUAAAAGUGCCUCAAUAUUAAAAAAUUAAGUUUUGACUCAAGCCCAAAUAAAAUUGCUGAAGAAGAACCUUAAAGUAUUCCACCUUCCUUAUUAGAAAUUUAGGAAAAUAUUGAGUUAAAAUUUGAUCAAGAAUAAGCUGAAAUUGUUAACAUGAGUGCAGAAAGUGGUAAUUUUCUAACAGACUUAAAUGAGUACCAACAUACAAAUGAAUCUACAAUCAACAUAAAUCAAAAUUAAAUCGAUUAAGAAUCUGCGACUAUUAAAGAUACUUUAGAAAAAUGUCAAGAUCUUACUCAACUAAAUCUUUAUUUCCAUAAAAAGGAAAUGAAUUAAGAAGGAGCUUUAAUUAUUGCAAAAACAUUGUAAAAAUGCUAGAACGUUAGUUAAUUAACUCUUGAUUUAAGUUAUAAUGAAAUCGGUAAAGAAGGAGCUUAGUAAAUUUCAAAUGCUUUAUAAAUGUGUCAAAUGAUAACUUAAUUAAAUUUAAACUUAAGUGAAAAUAAUAUCAACCAUGAAGGAGCUUCUAGUAUUUAGAAGGCUUUGGAAAAUAUAUGCUAAAAUAUUACUAAAUUAAAUAUUGAUAUUAGUUUGAAUAAAAUUUAAGAUGAAGGAGCUUAGAGCAUAACAAAUAUUUUGAAUAAUUGCUUAAAUAUCACUUAUCUAAAUUUAAAUUUAUUAUCAAAUGAAAUUUCUGAUAAAGGAGUUUAGAGUAUUGCAAAUUCUCUCCCAAAAUGUCAAAAUAUUACACUACUAAAUUUAGAUUUAAGCUCAAAUAAAAUUGGAGAUAAAGGGAUAUAGAGUGUUUCUACUGCUAUUUAGUAGCUUCACAAAAUUAUUCAAUUAGACCUUAACUUUUCUUUGAAUGAAAUACACCAAGGAGGUGCAAAGAGUAUUGCAUUAGCUUUGAAAAAGUUUCAAAAUAUUACUCAUUUAUAACUUGAUUUAAGUUUAAAUGAUAUUUAUGAUGAAGGAGCUAAAAGCAUUAUAAAUUCUUUGGAUAAAAAUUCAAAUAUAUAAUAAUUAAAACUAAAUUUAAGUGAUAGUAAAAUUGGUGAUGAAUCAGUAGAGAGCUUAGCAAUUACUUUAAAAAAGUUGCCAAAAAUAACAAUUUUAAAUCUUGAUUUAAGUGCUAAUAUUAUAAGCAAUCAAGGAGCGUAUAGCAUUUCAAAUGCCUUGGAGAAUUGUUAAAAUAUUACAUAAUUAGAUCUUAGAUUUUAUUAAAAUAAAAUUGGAGAUGACGGAAUUUAAAAUAUUUCCGAAUGCUUGAUAAAGUCUCAAAAUAUAACUCACUUGUGCUUAAAUUUAUAGGAAAAUUAAAUCAGUGAUUGUGGGGCUUAGAGUAUUGCAAAUGCUUUGGAAAAAUGUCAAAAUAUCACUCAGUUAAAUCUUGAUUUAGGGAAUAGCAUUACAGAUGAAGGAGCCAAAAUAAUUUCUAAUGCAUUAGAAAAAUGUUAAAAUGUGACUUUAUUAAAUCUUAAUUUGAAUGAAAACUAAUUUGGGGACGAUGGAGCUUAGAGUAUUGCAAAUGCUUUGUAAAAGUGUCAAAAAAUUACUUAAUUAAACCUUAACUUGCAGGCAAAUAAAAUCAGUUAAGAAGUUGUUAAUAAUAUUGAAUUAAUGUUGAAAGAAUGCCAAAAUAUUACUGAAUUGAAACUUAACAUUGAAUUUCAAUUUAAAGAAAAUUAAAGUUAAUAAGCAAGUUUAAAUCAAAGUUUUGAUGACGAAGAUUUUAGCAUUGAAGGUUCUUUUGAAGAGUGCGAGGAUUUUACUGAAUUUAAUAAUGAUUGA